ACAACUAUACUCUUACCUGUCAGCCUCUCUGUCCUCUCCUUCUCUUUCCCUGUCUCUCUCUCCACCCUCUUUCCCACUUCUUAUUUAAUUCCCUCUUGACCAUUCUCAAUUUCUCAUUCUCGUCCCCCCAACGUGCACGCUAAUUCUCUACCUCUUGGAUCCGUCGCUGAUUCCCUUUGUUCAUCGGAGAACAAUGCCGGAGAUGGUGGUGAAUGCUGCUGCUAAUUCCAGCUCCAACGGCGGUGCCGCCGUUGUUAAUAAUGGGCAUCAGUUCGGUGACACCACGCUCACCAAAGUGUUUGUUGGAGGACUGGCUUGGGAGACUCCGAAGGACGCCAUGAGAGAGCAUUUUCAGAAGUACGGCGAGAUCCUCGAGGCCGUCAUUAUCUCCGAUAAGGCCACCGGCAGAUCCAAGGGCUAUGGCUUCGUGACAUUUAAGGAAGCUGAAGCUGCUAAGAAGGCCUGUGAGGAUCCUACGCCGAUCAUCAAUGGCCGCCGAGCCAACUGCAAUCUGGCUUCGCUCGGCGCGCGACGCCCAAGGUCCACCAACACUUCGCCGCCUCGUCAACAAGGAUCGAACGGCGGAGGACAAAGGAACGCCCAGAGCGCCCCACCACCGCCAGCCAAUCACGUCCAGUGGUAUUAUCCGGUGGGGUCACCUGCUUCACAUUUCCACCAUCACCACCCCCAUCAGCCAGUUCCUCUCUAUGGGUAUACCCCAACGUACAUUCCAACUGACAUCAACUACAACCAGAAGCUGAGCUACACUGGCGGUGGGCCCUAUAUGAAUGGUUACUACUCUCCAAUGUACCCGAGUCAGGCUAUGGUGGGCGGUGGGAACACAAUGAUGCCCAUGUACCCUGUUUAUCAGUACCAUCAAACGCACACGGUGGGACUAUCUGCCCACAUAUUCCAACCAACCACGGCUGGGCACGUGGCCAUCAUGUCGAAGCCCGCGUCCAUGACUCCUAACACAGUUUGUUUGGGUGUGGAAUAGGUAUUGUUGGGAGAGGUGAAAGCUUGAAAAAGGUUGGCUGAGGAAAGGAGCACAGAUACAGUGCAUGCAUAGUUGGCAAAUAACUGAAGGGAGAGGAAGGUGGUGGGUGCACAGAGCAACAUUAUUAUCUCAUCUGUCUUGUCUCUACUCUCCAAUUCUUUCUUUUCUUUUUCUUGUUAAUCUUCUUUUUCUUCUUUAAUUUAUUUAUGUAUUGGUUCAAAUUUUAAUUCUUAAUCUUAAUCUUAAUUAGGUAUUUUGAUUUAUAAGAUUCUUUCACUCUCCCCCCCCCCUCUCUCUAACAUCUCAGCAUGAGCUGUGAACUUUUUGAGACUAAUCUGAAUUGUUGUGCUGACGAAAUGAAUAUUGUGUUCCAACUCA
Molecule: messenger RNA, 1375 nt
Organism: Prosopis cineraria
Lineage: Eukaryota; Viridiplantae; Streptophyta; Magnoliopsida; Fabales; Fabaceae
Product: probable RNA-binding protein ARP1
Exons: 6
Coding region: 194-997 (267 amino acids)
Molecular function (GO): RNA binding
Source: RefSeq, a predicted model, not a curated record